Centrocercus urophasianus (Greater sage-grouse) is the source of this 1716-nucleotide messenger RNA. It is a transcript of the gene SAMD15, whose product is annotated as sterile alpha motif domain containing 15. Gene Ontology annotation, molecular function: protein binding. The coding region runs from base 1 to 468 and encodes 155 amino acids. Lineage: Eukaryota; Metazoa; Chordata; Aves; Galliformes; Phasianidae. The record is from RefSeq and is a predicted model, not a curated record. The transcript has 3 exons.
AUGGGGCCGAGCCCGAGGUUGGGGCUCGCCCGCCCAGUCCUGGCCUGGGGAACCGCCGAGGUGGCGGAGUGGGUGUCGGGGCUCGGCUUCCCUCAGUACCAGGAGUGCUUCAGAGCCAAUGGCAUCACUGGCCGCCGCCUCAUCCUGGUGAACUGCUCCAACCUGCCAGCCCUGGGCAUCACAGACUUCGGACACAUGCAGGAGAUUUCACGACAUGUGCGGGAGUUGCUGGGGAUUGAGGAGCCUGUCUUCAGCAGAUCCAUUGCCCUCCCAUACAGAGACAACAUGGGUCUGUUCCUGGAACAAAAGUCUCGAUCUGGACAGAAAGCAGAUGCCCUCACUUUCUCACAGUUUGUCCAGGAAGCAGGCUUAGAGCCCCGUUCUACAUUUCCUCCUUUGCCACAGGGGCAGACUGGGGUAGAAAUAGAUGCUCUCCUUUUAUCACAGAGCACACAGACUCAGGGUUAGAGUCACACUGCAGUUCCAUCUGUGUAAGAAGCCCACCUGGGAGAGCAGUAUACACCCGUAUUAGCUUGCUAUUUGUCCAGGGUGGUAUAGUUUCACAUUUUUCACGUUAUAUAAAAGGCUCUUGGCAUUUUGAUGACAGCAAACACGUCCCUGCAUUGGCUCUUUUCUGUAAGAAUUUUUUGCAAUUCAUGUGCUUCCAGGAACCAAAUGAAGCAAAACAUAUAAAUCAGAUGUGACUUUACCACUGACGGUCUGUCUUUCAUUUCUGCUUCACAGUUGAUUAAGAAGACAAAAAAUCAAUCCUAGACACAUUUUAAUUUCCAGUGAUUGGCAAUAAUUUCCCUGCUGCUCAAGUGAGUAAGUUUCUCCCAGGUGUUAGUGUCUGCAGACCGGGAACACUGCUAACCACAAACUUAAGACAAAUGGCACACACAGUGUCUGGUGCACAUUUGUGUUGCCUGCUGCUAUCAGCAGUCUGGAGGUGCCAAGUUACAAUGUAAACAACCAGUCCCUGCCCUGAUCACAGAACUGAUUUUGUGCGAAACAGAACCAAGAAGUGGUUUAUCACAACAAACAGUACGGCAACACAAGGCAGGAAGUGUGAAAGAAUACUAUAAGCUAAAGUUGGGUCCUGAGUGGAUUUGGACAAAAUACAUAGUUAGUUAAAUUUUCUUUUUCCCUGAGCGAGGUAUCACAGAACCUGUAAGAGCCAUGGGACUUGAAUUGUACAACCUCGCUGGAACACAAACUGUCACCAGCAAGGAAUUGUGAGUUAAGUGUUGGUUAAAGCCUGGUUCAACUGAAAGAGUGCUCCUGACUAAAUCUUCAUGAUUUUGUUUGGUGACAGACUUCCCUGAGAUCCUACAUGGGAAAGAAAAAUGGGCCCCAGGUCUGUUCAGUUCUUUGGGUUAGAGCUGUACCACCACAAGUGAACUGUAAUUCAGUUUUCUGUUGGAACUGCAAUAGGAACCUGGUGAAGCUGAGUCAGAUCACAGGCCAAGAUGUCUGUGUGACCAAAGACCAAAACCAGGCAAGAUUCCAGCAGGUUUAGAAAGAAACUGGUUUAUGAAGAAAGUUUCAAAAGGGGCAUGAAACUUGUAAAAGCAAGUAUGCACAUUCUUGUCUCAAAAUGUGAAAAAUCAAGAGAUCUCCAUGCUGAUACAUUAGAAAGGGGACUGCUUUUAUGUUUGGCAAGACUGCGGAUGGAUGCAAAAUGGAGAUCCUCAAAGGUGGAAACAGAGUGGAAAG